CCUUUUCCCUUGUUGGAUUUGGUCUCGUCCUAGCUCCGCCCCCGUCCCGCCUUCUUUCUCUCUUCCAAAAUGGCUUCAGUGGCGCCUUGCCUGGAGCAGGAGCCUUGGAAUCGGGUGCGGAUCCCUAGCCCGGGAAGUUUGACCACAGUGACCGUAGAAGAUAAAGAUGGAAUGAUUGAUUCAUACAUUAAAGUUGUGAUGAAAAAGGGCCCCAGUGUCAGAAUGUCAUUGAUGAGAAAAGACUUGGAUACAGAAACGAGUGUCUUACAUGCGAUUCUUUACAGUAAUCACAACAAACUGUGUCACCACAAGCCAUAUUUGGCUCUUAAACAGGUAGAACAGUGUCUCAAGCGAAUGAAUUAUGUGAACUUGGAGGGAUCCAUUCAAGAUCUUGUUGAGCUGUGUCCCAAUAGAGAAGAUAAACUUGAAAAUACAACAAAGUACGUCAUUCCCAGCCAACCAGUGGUGGAAUUUAUAUUAAUGAAGAUUUUGGGAACCAGCAAAUUAAUAUUACGUUUAUUAAACUGUUGCUGCAAGACGUUUCUCUUGUCUGUGAAGCAUCUUUGUUUGGAAGAAUUCAUCAUUUUAAACACUGUUAUAACAGGGUUGGUGAGCAGGGUAUGGGUCCUGUAUAAAGAUGCUUUAAAAAAACUUGUCUUUUUUUAUAAACCUUUGUUUCGAUUGCUACAAGAGAUAUCCAAGAUUCAACCGAUGCCUUACUUCAAAAAUUUUAUUUUUCCUUCUGACCUUAUAGAAUUUUUAGGAGAGGACUAUCUUGAUGUCUUUAAGAAAAAGAUAGUAAAUAAAGGAGUAACAAAAUUACUUAACAAACUCUUUCUUGCAAAAGAGAAAUCGAAUAAGCCUAUUGAAGAAAUAGCCUUACAAGUUCUCCCAAAAGCAAAACAAAUGAAGAUAAAGAUAACAGAUAAUGUGGAUAUUGGGAAGGCUGUGCAGAAGAGGAAAAUCUACAGAGAAACAUCAUCAGGAUUUGAUCUGAAGGCUUUUUGCAGACGACCAAAGCACAAAGCUGUCAUGGAUACCAGCUUCAAGUCUGUAUGUUCAGAAGGGAGAAUACGAAAAGCCAUUGGCUCAUCCCAGCCACUGAUAAGAUCUUCUUGUGCUAAAAACCUCGUGCUGAGAAUCCGAGAAGCGCGAUCUUUUACACAACUUUCAGAAGAACUCCAAAUGGCUAUUUUCUGGUGUAGAAGCAGAAAACUGAAGCAUAAAGUCACCUUUCUGCGUAACAAACUUCUAAAAAGUAACCGGCUUAAGCAUGUGGAAGCUCAAGGUUGUAGCUUGCCCAAGAAAUUGAAUUGCAUAAAAACAUCCAUCUGUAACUUUCUUCUCCAUGGCUUGGGUAAGAUGUCUUCAAAGUGUCACCUGAGACGAAUCAGUUCACAAAAUAAAUUUAUGAAGCAACAGAGGAAACCACAGAGAAAGUUACAGCCUGCUGUUCUAAAGGAAAUCCAGCAGUUUCUUCAUCAGACUGAGAAGGUUAUCACAAAGAGAGAUGCUAAAAGAACAUUCUCAGACCUUAAAAUUCGUAGACCUGAAAUGACUUCAAAAAAGAGCCAGCUGUUGGGCAACAGAAAUGCAAAUCUUAUUGAAAAUUGUAGCAUUGCAACAAAGUCACCAACAUUGACUAAAGUAAAGGAAAAUAACACUAUGGCAGAAACUGUCAGAGACAUGGAUGACAUUGAUGAUAUUUUUUCUUCAUUGGGAGUUUAGAAAUACAUAUAUGUGAAGCUGUUAUAAUUUAUUAAAAAAGGAAGCAGCUCAUGAUUGUGGCUGCUAGAUGGGUCUCCAUAUUGUGCCUCUGAGUGGUGGGAGUUCUGCGUUGUACCUAGAAGCAACAAAAGUAUUGGCCUCCAAUUCCUAUGGAAUUACCACCCAAAUCCUGAAUUAACUUUGGAAGGUCUCUGGAUUGGUUUGAGCUGUUUACCAAGAAUUCUAGGUAGAUUAGCUUUGAGGAAAUCUGUGUAUUGGAACAAAUUAGGUACUUUAAAAAAAAAUCUGUCUUGGUCAAGACCCAUAUUCCUUGGCUGGCUCCUAUGGAUCCAGCAUGUAUGCUGUGAAGCUGGAAAAUGGAAGUAUUAUGCAAAAGGUCUCUAUUUGAUUUAUUGGCUUAACUACAAUGACAUUGCCCCUUAUUGUUUUCAUCCAUAGGGCAUCAGAAUUUCUAGUUUUAAGUAAUUAUGUUGUCUAGUUUUUACAUGAUAUAAAUAGACUUGAUCACCAAGAAAAGUUAGUGUUAACACUGGUCUUAUUAUGGGGGUCAAAUUCAGUCAAUUUCCUCUUUUUCCAUUUACUCAAAGGUUAAGUGUUUUGAAAAGUUAAAUUUUUUCAGUAUAUGGAGUUAGUGCAUACUUUUCUUAUAUUUUUACUUAUAUUUCUAUUCUCUUUGAAUAAAAGCUUUUUUUGAGGGGGGGAGGGGUGAAGGCAGGAGAAAUGGAGCAUUUUAUUCCUCUAAAGAUUAUAGGAAAUGUCUGGGCUGUAUUCCUUAUAUGAAUUUUUUGGCUUUAAGAAUUAGGCAAAAGAAUCUCCAGUUCUUUUAGUAGGCUAUAUUUGAUGUUUUAGCUAUGGCUUUUGCCACUGGAUUAUAAUGACUCUGGAAAAGAGGGUUAAGGAUGGGGAUGUCAGGAGGACCUGAGUUCAAAUGUGGCCUCAAACACUUAACACUAAUAGCUAUUGGAUCCUGGAUAAGUCACUUAACCCUAAUUGCCCCAGCAAUAACAAAAAAAUGAGUAAAGCUGACUUGUGUGCAGCUCUGCCUCCCUCCACUCCAGUUCACACACAAGUCAGGACAUCACCUGGUCAUUAGUCCUCUUUGAAAACGUAGGACAAAUGACCAGAAGAUCCAGAGAGAAGGAUUCUGUUUUGUAACUGAGGCAGUCAGGUGGUCCAAUAGACUUGAAGGCACAGAGGCUUGAGUAUGAAUCCUACCUCAAGUCUCUUAACUAGCCAUGUCAGUCUGUGUGCUUGUGUUUCCUUCCUCAUCCUUAGGGUGGGAUUAAUAAUAGCACCCCCUUCCCUGGAUAUUUGAGGAUCAAAUGAAACAAGACAUGAAAAGCACCUCCCAAACUUAAUGUUUAUUUCUGCCUUUUUACCCCCCUUUGCUAUUUCUCAUUAUACUCCAGGGAUUCUUACCCUUCUAUGUGUCAUCCUCCAUUGGGUAAAGUCUACAACCUUCUUCCUUCUCAGAAAAAUGUUUUUAAAUGCUCAGCACAAAAUCCAUAAGAUUACAAAAGAAGCCAACUAUAUUGAAAUAGUUACCAAUAGGAUAAAAAAGUUCACAGAUCUUAGAUUAAGAACUGUUACCAUCCCUUUCACCUCCCCGUUUUUUGUCUCCUUUUUCAUUUACCUGAACCCUGUCUUCAGUCGUUAAAACAUCCAGGCUUUAUCUAUCAGUUCUAUUUUUAAAAAGUGCAAUACCCUACUUAUCUAAUAUUAAUUACUGUGGAUAAAGCCUCUAUUGAGUGAGUCUAGUUAUUUAUGUUUGAGCUUUAAAAUAGGUAGUUUAGGAAUGUGAAAUUCAACUAAAACCAACUUUACUAAUUAAGCAUUAAAGGCACCUAUUUUAAAGUUAAAAUAUAAAAAAUGCUCUUUCUUCUGUGUUAACAAGUCUGGAAUUUAGGAAGCUAAACAGGCAGUUGGACUUCAGCAAUAAUUUCUGCUGUCAUUACCUCUUCCUCCUCGCCUGACUAUACCUACCUUGCAUGCUAACAGCUUCCCUGCCAUUUUAAAGAACCAACCAGCACACAUUGUGGGAGCCACUGCCUGUUUAUGUGGAACAUCAGGAGGGGGAGGAAGGCAGACUCCCUGCAGCUGCAGACAAAACCAUGGUGCCCCCAUUCUUGACAGGGUGACCAAUCUUUUACCACAUCAAGGAAUACAUUUUUGCAUAAGGGACUUUUCUAAAUAAGUGAAGCGUUGGCCUUUUUCCAUUUUUACUCUUUAAUGGGUCUUUCUAAAAUAUACAUACACUUCCCUUUCUUAGUAACAGCAUCCAAAAUGUGACUUAACUUUCUCUUAAGAAUUCAAUCUGUACUAAAUCAGUUACCGUAUUUUCUAAGUAGCUGAUAUAGUGGAGGACUUGAUACUGUGCGUUGCUCUGGAACCUUUUUUUUUUUUAAGCUAGUCAAUGUGUUUUGCUUUUCUUUUCUAAUAAAGGUUAUUUGGCUAUGAACCCGAGCAAUAUAUAUGGUUGCCUUUCUGAAAAAUCACUGACUUAAAGACUAGAAGCAGCCCAUUUGUGUGCAAUUUCUUGUCAUAAAAAAUAAACAUUGAUGACCUUUGUCAGUA
This is a messenger RNA of Antechinus flavipes (yellow-footed antechinus), 4302 nucleotides long. It is a transcript of the gene RMP64, whose product is annotated as nucleolus and neural progenitor protein. Bases 70 to 1728 code for a protein of 552 amino acids. Gene Ontology annotation, cellular component: nucleus. Gene Ontology annotation, biological process: positive regulation of Notch signaling pathway. Lineage: Eukaryota; Metazoa; Chordata; Mammalia; Dasyuromorphia; Dasyuridae. The transcript is spliced from 8 exons. The record is from RefSeq and is a predicted model, not a curated record.